AUGUCGGGUGUGUGGUGGCAUCGACCCGGAUCCAUCCUGGCACUGCAAUACGAAAACGACUGCCAACAGAGGUGGUACCUGUCCAAGGAGUCGUCAGUUAAGAUGCCAGAUGUGUACCCAACGAAGGAUGGGCACAUUCCCUUCUCCGACCAGUCUCAGCUGUCCUCGGGAUUUGCAACUGGAUACCCAAUCGAGGCCGCAUUAGUAUUACCAUCUGCACAUUGA
Clonostachys byssicola is the source of this 225-nucleotide messenger RNA. The record is from the annotation of a GenBank genome assembly. NCBI's taxonomy places the organism in Eukaryota, Fungi, Ascomycota, Sordariomycetes, Hypocreales, Bionectriaceae.